CGUGUUGAUAACAUAUCUUAGUUCAUUUAAACUGCCGUGUCAUUAGAAAGUUAUCAGUCAUGCGUAAGAUUUAAUCGAAAUAUGAUUUCCCGGAUCUUCUCUUAAUUGAAAUAAUAGGACAGCUGUGAUUUACAGAACAGAAUGCGUGGCACUAUAAUCAGCUGUGCGAUAUUUCUUCAUCUAUCCAUGUUUCUGCUAACAUGGGGAUUUGAUGAACGUGACCUAACACAAUAUCUUAGGACAAAUGGCAAUCCUAGCAAUGUGACAUAUAAUGGAACGAUCUUAUACUUCGAAAAUCAGUUCUGGGACCAAACACGAAUAGUUGACGGUGCAUAUCUCGAUACAAAAACCUGUAAUUGCUGCACAUCCUUCAUUAAACCUGCUUGGAUCAACAUUGAUCUACACGAGCCUCAACCAUUUCAUCGCAUUGAGAUUAUUGGCAGAAGUGACGGUGACUUUAGCCAAUCUCAGAAUCUACAGAUAUCAGUCGACGAUGGUAUUGCAAGGAGUGGAUACAAUCAAACCAUACAAAACUUAACUAGAAUGUUUGUUGUAAAUGCAACCGAUACUCUUCAAUUUGUAAGGUCAAUCAACCUGUCGUCAUACGGUGAUCACAGACAAAACGAACUUAUGACUAUCUGUGAAAUAAGGGUGUUGCAAACAGUCGUGAAUAUAACUUCGCAGUCAUCUAAUUAUCAGACAUGCUAUUCGCUUAACGCCCUCAAUACGAAACAAUUUACCGGUUCCGGCCCCAACGACAGUGACCUUUGCAAAGCAUGCAGUGCUACUGUCUGGGAAAUAGACCUCAAUCCCUGGUGGGAGCUUGACUUUGGAGAAAUGAAACUGAUAAGAGAAAUCAGUAUUUCCGGUCGUACAGGUUCCUCCCAAAGUAGAAAUUUGAUUGUAUUCAUUAGUAAUAUUACCAUAAAAGGGCUGCGUGACAUUAAUACGAAAAGCUCAUGCUUGAGUGAUCCCUGUACAAUAAUUUUUGACAAACCGAGGCUAGCACGAUUUAUUAAUGUUAAACAUGAACAUGGUAUGAACGAAGGUGUCCUCACACUUUGCCAAGUCGACCCUUACGAAGGAGAUUGUCAGAAUAAUACAUUUGGUGACCAAUGUUCUCGAACAUCUCAAUGCGCAACCAAACCUGACGUAAUAACGGGAUUCUGCAGAGAGUGUUUGCCUGGCUGGACAUCCGCCACGUGUGAAAUAGCAUGCGUUGGACGAUAUGGACACAAUUGCACGAACUCAUGCAGUGAGAAUUGCUUGCACAAUUCAAGCUGUAACCAUGUUAAUGGCGAGUGUCUUUAUGGAUGCAAAAGUGGAUAUGAUUAUGGCUCAGAUAAAAAAUGCAAUGUUUCAUGUUCUGGUUAUUUUGGAAACAUGUGCUCAUACCAAUGCCAUUGUAAUAACAGAACCGAAGUGUGUCAUCCGUCCAAUGGCACAUGCGCUUCUGGAUGCCUCGAGGGUUGGAGUGGAUCCAACUGUAGCGUUGCCUGUAUCCUUGGAACCUACGGUCUAAACUGCACGAAGAGUUGUAGCAUGAAUUGCAUGAAUACCAGUGAUUGCAAAAAUGAUGAUGGCAGUUGCAUUGGCGGCUGUGUGGCAGGAUAUGAUUUCUCUGCAUCACAAUUAUGCAACACGACAUGUUCUGGUUAUUUUGGAAAAAUGUGCUCACACCAAUGCCAUUGCAAUAACAGAACCGAAGUGUGUGAUCCGUUCAAUGGCACGUGCGUUUCUGGAUGCCUCGAGGGUUGGAGUGGAUCCAACUGUAGCGUUGAUCUAAACAUUUUACGUUCUGACAAAUACAAUGUCAGUGUAUCUCAGUCAAGCAACUACUCGACGUGCACUGCUGAAAGAGCAAUUGACGGACUUUUGGGGACUCUUAACACGACCGAUGCUGCGUUUUGUACUUCGUGCAGCGCGACGUCCAAUAUAGAAGCUCCGUGGUGGCAAAUACAUUUGGACCGCAAAAUACUUGGAUUAAGCGUGAGGGUGUUUGGCAGGAAAGAUAAUGCUAACAUGUUGCAAAGUCAAAACAUUCUCGUGUACGUCAGCAAUGAAACAUUUACGGAGGAUAGUAAUGUGACUUUAGUUGGUGAGAUACACAACCCAACGACAGAUGAUGGGGAAACACUUUCUCUUAACAAAACUAUAUUUCAAUACAUGCGUUUAAGACUAUGGAAUGCAAGUUACAUGGCACUUUGCGAGGUGAAGCUUUUUGGUGCAGACUGUCUCGCUGGACACUAUGGCGAGUAUUGUGAUCUUCAGUGCAACUGUUUGGAUAAUAAAGAUUGCGAUGCAGUUUCUGGUAAAUGUUCUCAUGAAGGCUGUAAACCUGGAUGGAAGGGAGAUGCAUGCGACACACGCUGUAUCAUUGGAACCUACGGUCAAAACUGCACAGAGAGUUGUAGCAUGAAUUGCACGAAUACCGGUGAUUGCAAAAAUGAUGAUGGCAGUUGCAUUGGCGGCUGUGUGGCAGGAUAUGAUUACUCUGCAUCACAGUUAUGCAACACGACAUGUUCUGGUUAUUUUGGAAACAUGUGCUCACACCAAUGCCAUUGCAAUAACAGAACCGAAGUGUGUGAUUCGGUCAAUGGCACGUGCGCUUCUGGAUGCCUCGAGGGUUGGAGUGGAUCCAACUGUAGCGUUGAUCUCAACAUUUUACGUUCUGAUAAAUACAAUGUCAGUGUAUCUCAGUCAAGCAACUACUCGACGUGCACUGCUGAUAGAGCAAUUGACGGACUUUUGGGGACUCUUAACACGACCGAUGAUGCGUUUUGUACUUCGUGCAGCGCGACGUCCAAUAUAGAAGCUCCGUGGUGGCAGAUACAUUUGGACCGCAAAAUACUUGGAUUAAGCGUGAGGGUGUUUGGCAGGAAAGAUAUUGCUAACAUGUUGCAAAGUCAAAACAUUCUCGUGUACGUCAGCAAUGAAACAUUUACGGAGGAUAGUAAUGCGACUUUAGUUGGUGAGAUACACAACCCAACGACAGAUGAUGGGGAAACACUUUCUCUUAACAAAACUAUAUUUCAAUACAUGCGUUUAAGACGAUGGAAUGCAAGUUACAUGGCACUUUGCGAGGUGAAGCUUUUUGGUGCAGACUGUCUUGCUGGACACUAUGGCGAGUAUUGUGAUCUUCAGUGCAACUGUUUGGAUAAUAAAGAUUGCGAUGCAGUUUCUGGUAAAUGUUCUCAUGAAGGCUGUAAACCUGGAUGGAAGGGAGAUGCAUGCGACACACGCUGUAUCAUUGGAACCUACGGUCAAAACUGCACGGAGAGUUGUAGCAUGAAUUGCAUGAAUACCGGUGAUUGCAAAAAUGAUGAUGGCAGUUGCAUUGGCGGCUGUGUGGCAGGAUAUGAUUACUCUGCAUCACAGUUAUGCAACACAACAUGUUCUGGUUAUUUUGGAAACAUGUGCUCACACCAAUGCCAUUGCAAUAACAGAACCGAAGUGUGUGAUCCGUUCAAUGGCACGUGCGCUUCUGGAUGCCUCGAGGGUUGGAGUGGAUCCAACUGUAGCGUUGAUCUCAACAUUUUACGUUCUGAUAAAUACAAUGUCAGUGUAUCUCAGUCAAGCAACUACUCGACGUGCACUGCUGAUAGAGCAAUUGACGGACUUUUGGGGACUCUUAACACGACCGAUGAUGCGUUUUGUACUUCGUGCAGCGCGACGUUCAAUAUAGAAGCUCCGUGGUGGCAGAUACAUUUGGACCGCAAAAUACUUGGAUUAAGCGUGAGGGUGUUUGGCAGGAAAGAUAAUGCUAACAUGUUGCAAAGUCAAAACAUUCUCGUGUACGUCAGCAAUGAAACAUUUACGGAGGAUAGUAAUGUGACUUUAGUUGGUGAGAUACACAACCCAACGACAGAUGAUGGGGAAACACUUUCUCUUAACAAAACUAUAUUUCAAUACAUGCGUUUAAGACGAUGGUAUGCAAGUUACAUGGCACUUUGCGAGGUGAAGCUUUUUGGUGCAGACUGUCUCGCUGGACACUAUGGCGAGUAUUGUGAUCUUCAGUGCAACUGUUUGGAUAAUAAAGAUUGCGAUGCAGUUUCUGGUAAAUGUUCUCGUGAAGGCUGUAAACCUGGAUGGAAGGGAGAUGCAUGCGACACACGCUGUAUCAUUGGAACCUACGGUCUAAACUGCACGGAGAGUUGUAGCAUGAAUUGCAUGAAUACCGGUGAUUGCAAAAAUGAUGAUGGCAGUUGCAUUGGCGGCUGUGUGGCAGGAUAUGAUUACUCUGCAUCACAGUUAUGCAACACGACAUGUUCUGGUUAUUUUGGAAACAUGUGCUCACACCAAUGCCAUUGCAAUAACAGAACCGAAGUGUGUGAUCCGUACAAUGGCACGUGCGUUUCUGGAUGCCUCGAGGGUUGGAGUGGAUCAAACUGUAGCAUUGAUCUUAACAUUUUACGUUCUGACAAAUAUAAUGUCAGUGUAUCUCAGUCAAGCAACUACUCGACGUGCACUGCUGAUAGAGCAAUUGACGGACUUUUGGGGACUGUUAACACCACCGAUGAUAUCUUUUGUACUUCGUGCAGCGCAACGUCCGAUACAGACGCUCCGUGGUGGCAGAUACAAUUGGACCGCAAAAUACUUGGAUUAAGCGUGAGGGUGUUUGGCAGGAAAGAUAAUGCUAAAAUAUUGCAAAGUCAAAACAUUUGCGUGUACAUCAGCAAUGAAACAUUUUCCAAGGAAAUUAAUGGUACUUUAGUUGGAAUUAUACACGACCCAACGGCAGAUGAUGGCGAAACACUUUCUCUUAACAAAAUUAUAUUUCAAUACAUGCGUUUAAGACGAUGGAAUGCAAGUUACAUGGCACUAUGCGAGGUGAAGCUUUUUAGUGCAGACUGUCUCGCUGGACACUAUGGCGAGUAUUGUGAUCUUCAGUGCAACUGUUUGGAUAAUAAACGUUGCGAUGCAGUUUCUGGUAAAUGUUUCCAUGAAGGCUGUAAACCUGGAUGGCAGCGAGAUUCGUGCGACACACCUUGCGACAAUGGUUUCUUUGGAAUGAACUGCUCAUCUCACUGUCAUUGUCGGGGAGGCGUAGGCUGUGAUCCUAUGUCUGGUCAAUGUUCUGAUAAAGAGUGUGCUCCGGGAUGGAUAGGUCUAAAGUGCAGCACAGAAUGUAAGCGGGGCUUCUUCGGAAAUAAGUGCCAGUCAACAUGUCGUUGUAAAGAAAACGCUAAAUGCGACCAUAUAAACGGUACCUGCCCGGGCUAUUUAUGUGCGGAUGGCUGGAGAUACGAUAAUUGCAGUAUAGAAUGCGCAAGUGGAUACUACGGCGAAAACUGUUCCACGCACUGCCAUUGUAAUCAUUGCCAUAACGUCAAUGGCUCGUGUUCUUUGUAUUCAACACAGUGCAAUGAUGGUUUCCGACUGGACGGCGAGUUCUGUACUCUUGCGGACAGCAGACCUACAUCAGAAGGAGCCAUUGUUGGUGGCGUGGGAGCUGCAAUAGCCGUAAUAAUUGGGAUCGCAGUCGGUCUUUUCUUCUUUAAACGACGUGAAAACUCGAAAAACAAGCAUCACUCUAGUGAUUCUACAGAACUAACCGACAUCUCAUCAGUACAUAAACAAGCCAAUGCGACUUCAACAAAAGCUUAUGUGGAAACUGAUGCAAAUGCCCAAGUAUACGCAAACACAGAGAGCGAUUACUACAGUUUCAAAGACGAAGUGCCAGGAAUCAAGAUACAUUUACUGUGGGACUAUAUUCGUGAAAAGACAAAACCUGGAUCAUCGUUUUUUGAAAACGAAUUUGCCAAACUCCCAUCAGGUUUAAUCUAUCCACACGACGUAGCAGCUGCCGUAGAGAACCGAGGCAAAAACCGCUACCGGGAGAUGUAUGCAUACGAUCACUCUCGGGUGCCUUUGAAGAAGGACGAGCCAAACGAUUCCGAAUACAUCAAUGCAUGCUUCAUUAACGGUUUCGAAAAAGUGAACAAGUUCAUUGCAUCCCAAGGUCCAACGAAAAAAAUGAUCGAAGACUUCUGGCGCAUGAUCUGGCAGCAGCGUGUGCACAAGAUUGUAAUGCUUACCAAUCUUAUUGAAAUGGGAACGUUAAAAUGCAUGCAAUACUGGCCAGCGCAAGUAAAGGGCGUAUGCACGUACGGUGGUGUCGAGAUAAGUUAUGCGGAUAUUAAGGAGAUGUUUGACUACAAUAUCAGAACUUUUGACAUACGUCGGGGGAAAGAAUCGCGAAGUGUACAACAGUUUCAUUUUAAGGCUUGGCCUGACAAGGAUGUUCCCGAAACGACCUGGUGCUUGGUCGAUUUCUGGAGAGCAGUUGAUACCAAUGAUACGGCUAACAUUUCUCCGAUUGUAGUGCAUUGCAGCGCGGGUGUUGGUCGGACGGGGGCUUUUAUCGCCAUUGACAGCUUAAUUACACAAGCAAGAAUGGAAGGAUCCAUUGGGCCCCUUCAGAUGGUCGAAGCGUUACGUCGACAGAGGGUCAACAUGGUUCAAACAAAGAAACAAUACCAAUUUCUGCACGAAGCAGUGGCUGAUGCCGUACUGAUGGGGACACAUCACGUGCUGACCAGGGAGUUCUCAAUCAUCUUCGAAUAUAUGAUGGGCAUUGAGGAAGGAUCCAAUACUACGAGACUUGAAGAACAAUUUAAUCUCAUUGUUCAAAGUGUGCAAGAGGCUGCUGUAUUGGUUGACGGACAAGCGUCGUCUAGCCAAACAUAUGGCAAUAUGGAGACGGUAAUGUCUGAAAUAGACGCAUACCGACCGCAACUGCAGGAGAGAGGCUCAAAGUUUAUUCAGCAAUUGGGAGCCAUUUUCCUUCCGACGUUUGACAACAAGAAUGCCCUGCUGGUGUGCAUAUCACCCACUGACCAACACAUGGAAGAUUUUUGGUCCCUCGUUGAGGAACAACAUGUUACCACAGUGAUCAACAUGUCCAUGCCUUGUUCGUCUUUCAAGAACAUGCAAUUAUUGGGGCGCAACGGAAGUGGGAAAACUGGAAAGUUUUCAGUAAAAUACAAACAGGAAAAGAAAAAGAAAGGAUUUGUGGAAAGAAGUAUUUCGUUUUGCGACGAAAACCAUGAGGACGAGGGCGGUCUGACAACAAUCAAGGAAUUCCAGCUGAUAUCGUGGCCGGAGAGGGAUGAUUUGCCGACAAAUAUGCAAUCAUUUUUUGACAUGAUUGAGGAAAUUCUGAAAUGGCAGCCCGAUCUCACUGACAGAAUGCCGAUACUGAUUCACUGCCAAACUGGAUAUACGCGCUCUGGAUUGAUUGCUGUUAUUUUGAACGAAAUUCAGCGCAUUAAGAGCGAACGUGGACAAAUAAACAUCGUGGAAUCUGUCAAAACUAUGAAGACCAGAUGCCGAGAUGUGAUCCACAGCAAGGUGAAACCUGAGGCGAGAGCGUCAGAGCGGGGGCUGGGGGCACACCCGCGACCACUACUGCAGCCACUCCUGCCGCCACUAGUUCCCCACUCCUGCCCAAUCCUUGGGUGGUGUUAACCAGACUGCCCAGGGUUAGGGUUAGGAGGGGGGGCGGCCACUGCCACUGCUGCCACUGCCACUACUGCUGCCACUACUGUAAGUCCCAGCAGCCCCACUACCGACGCUUCCAUCUAGCAGAAGGAAGUGCAACCCAGAGCCGGUACUUCCUCGGCACCUAGGAGUAACCCUGGGCUGGUCAUUGGACCUCCGCCGGACCGAUUGACUUCAGACCAGCAGUGGGAGGAGAUGGAGGCUAUUUAACUAUUGAAC
Dreissena polymorpha is the source of this 7722-nucleotide messenger RNA. Its product is annotated as neurogenic locus notch homolog protein 1-like. The record is from RefSeq and is a predicted model, not a curated record. Gene Ontology annotation, molecular function: scavenger receptor activity; protein tyrosine phosphatase activity. The coding region runs from base 142 to 7470 and encodes 2442 amino acids. Gene Ontology annotation, biological process: protein dephosphorylation. Lineage: Eukaryota; Metazoa; Mollusca; Bivalvia; Myida; Dreissenidae. The transcript has 51 exons.